Messenger RNA from Myripristis murdjan (pinecone soldierfish), 5259 nucleotides. RefSeq lists its product as uncharacterized. NCBI's taxonomy places the organism in Eukaryota, Metazoa, Chordata, Actinopteri, Holocentriformes, Holocentridae. The transcript is spliced from 7 exons. Gene Ontology annotation, biological process: regulation of transcription by RNA polymerase II. The coding region runs from base 1203 to 4187 and encodes 994 amino acids. Gene Ontology annotation, molecular function: RNA polymerase II cis-regulatory region sequence-specific DNA binding; protein binding; DNA-binding transcription factor activity, RNA polymerase II-specific. The record is from RefSeq and is a predicted model, not a curated record.
AGGAGGCGUCCGCGUUUGGCUGGUAUUUAGCAACAAACAGAAGGUUACGAGUUUAAAAAAUUGGAUUAUUUGAUCAUCUGACUCGCUUUACGUAAACCCGAGCGGUAUGGAAUAUGUCGGAUAACAGCCCGGAGCUUGUUGGCUCGCUUUGGACGGGAUCCGCCGCUGAUUUGCAACAAUUUGGGAUGAUUGCGGGGAGACAACCUCGCUUUUAGGUCGUUCAAGUGGCGAUGCUGAGCAGAUAGCUGCAUCAUCAUGUUGUUGCUUCCUACUCGAGUUAGCGAAAAGAAAUCUCAAGUUCACGGCGGAGGUAAAGCUGCACGUCGUCAUUUAGCCCCUGAGGCCAAGCCCGGCCACUGAAAUAGAUGGAAGGAGGACUGAUGAUAAACAGGAGUAGUCGGCGCUGAUCCGGUUCUACGUGGUCACCGUGAAACCGGUGACUUUUUAUCACUUGGCGUUUGACGUUAAGUUACGCCUCAGAUUGGCGCGAUAACGUUACUCUUCUGCAUUUAUUAUCUGCACAUGGGUGGGCAGUCAUACCGUCAAUAUUGGUGUUGGUGAACACAGAGCCAAAGCAAAAAAAAAAAAAAAAAAAAAAAAAAUUGCAGAUCAGUACAACUAAACCUUUCCCAAACAAAAAUCUAACUGAGAUAAUAUUUGAGCGAUUUUUUUGUUGUUUGUUUUUAAAUCUUGUAUUCCCGGCAGCUAUUUACAUUUGGAGGAGGGAUGUUCUCCUGGACAGAGCUUUACAGUGCCGGAGCCUCCAAUGAAAUGCUGCCAACUUUUGCUUUUGUUGACUAAAUCUAAACUAAUAGCCCAGAUUACCCUAAUUUAAGAGAAUAUCCUCGUAAGACAAUAAUUAAGGCUAAUUUCCGCUAACGGGUCUGGAUCUCUUAUAGCCUCCCAAUGGGAUAGGCUGCCCUAAAACUGAAAAGGAAAAGGUUUGAUUGUCGGGGCUCAUUAUUAGGUUGGUGGGGGUCCCUCUCGUCUCCUGUCAUCGGACCCACGUGGAGCUUAUGUCGGGCCGGUGGGCAACUUUUGGCUGCUGCAGCUCCCUGCCGUGACGCGCAAAGCGGCGACUCGGUGAGCCGACACAGGACUGAGUUUUUGUUGAUUUCGGGAGCCACGCAGAGGAAGACGCCGCGGUGCUUCCGACACGGGAUAAAGUUACACUACACAUCAGAUAAUCAAGCCCCGUUAAAAUGGCCGGCGAUUGCACCUACAACAACGCGCAUUACGGAAACACAGAGACGUUUUGUCCGUCCAAGCUGUGGUCGGACGGAGACGGGGCGGCAGCCGGGGAGAUGGAUUCAGUCGGUAACUUGAAAGGGCGUGGACCGACACCGCGCUCGCCCAACUUUGAGGUGAUCGACGGGCUGCUCUACCGUAAGAAGCUGGAAAAGGGCUUCAUCAACUACCGGGAGGUUUUACACGAGGACCGGAGACACGAAGCGAUCUCCACCUUCCACCGGAGGCGGCCCGGCCUGCGCCACCUCUCCCUGGAGGAGACCUACAAAUGCGUGGCUGAAAACUACUGGUGGGAGGGUAUGUAUUUCCAGAUAAGAGACUUUGUCCUGGGCUGUCCAGAGUGCCCGAGGCAGUGCAGCCAGAGAUCGCAGGAUCCGGGCGGCGGAGGGCGUGUCUCGAAGACGAUGACGUCCCACGGCGAUUACAUGUUGAGUAAGCUGAGGAGCCAGCGGGAGGCGGGGCUGUUCUGUGACAUCACGCUGCGGACAGACGGACGAUCCUACUCGGCCCACAGAGCUGUGCUGGCGGCGGUCAGCGAGUACUUCCAGGAAAUCUUUACAGAGAUGGACUCCAGUACAAAAACAGACGUUGAUCUCACCGGUUUCAGUGAGGAGAGCUUGCUGUCCCUGCUGGAUUUCUCCUACUCCUCCACUCUGUGUGUGCGUCAGGAGGACUUGCCUGAGGUCAGUGCCAUGGCCCGCCACCUGGGCAUGUGGCCUGCUGUGGAAGCCUGCUCCGCCCUUCUGAAAGAACAGGAGCAGCCGCCCUCUCGCUGCCCCAAGACGGAGAAUCCAAGCCAUCGUUUCCCCUCAGCCAGCGGGGGUCCCCGCCACGAGCUUCAGCACCAGCAGAGGGAAAAGAAAAGGAGGAGGAUCUCGGCAGGAGAAGACAAGGUGAACCAUGGCUUCAGUCUGACGCUGGAUGCAUCAGACGAGUCUUUGGAAGAGAGUCCCAAGCGCAAUUUGCGUGGACCGCCGAGACUGCAACCGCAAGGCCACAAUGGUCUUCCUCUCAGUCCCACACACAGGAUGAAGCUCAUGGACUUCAAAUCUCCCUCUUCCAAGAAGAACACGGCCACCCGCAACUCCUUAUCUACCCCACAGUCACGAAAUUGUGCCACCUUGUCUCCAUCAAAUACCCGUCUUCUCCGCUCCACUCCUGGCGCUGCCCAGGAGGUUCAGAAAUUGCUUCCCAGGCCAGAGAGCCCUCGGCGAAACAAAAAGUCUCACUCCAUCCCCCUUCCUCCCUGCACCUCUAGACAGAGGCCCGGUUCUGUGUGUAACCCAGUCAGAGUAAAACAGGAAGUUGAGGAGUUGGGAGAGGAUGAAGAGGACUACGCUCGAGCGCAGGAGAAAUACAGGCUCAUGAGCGUCCUGGGGCUGCAGAGGACUGCCCUCCUUCCCAGACCGGAAGAUCUGAUCGGCUGGAGACAGAAGAAGCGCUUGAGGAAGUUAAAGGCCAACAACUACUCACUAACCAAACGGCGGAAACCCCGCACCCCAGCCCCAGAAGUAACAUUUGGAGAUCUGCCAUUAUCCCUUCCCCUGUGUAACCCCGUUAACACUCGCCUGAUCAGCAGGGUCAUCAAGACUGAGCCUGCGGGUCCAGUCAGCAUUGAUGAGAUAAGGGUGAAGAGGCCAAGGUCCACCCCAAGACCCAUCCCGCCAAGUGACAGGAGCAUGCGGAGUAAAGGGACAUUACCAGAGAUGCUCCAGCCUUCGUCCAGGCCUUCCUUUGGGGGUAGGGAGCUCAGGCGCUCAGUAAGGAGGGGUAAUAGUGCCCCUCCUCCCUCCCAGUCCACUCCUCGCCACGCCAACUCCAAAGCCCUGGCAAGGAAAACAGUCAGGAUUAAAGCAGAACCGGCUGAAUAUUCCAUCUCAGGCACCCCUCUUCCGACAAACAGCCGCCGCCGUCACACACCUCGCAGUCUGCCGCCCCCGCUGAGGUCACAGGCCAGAAGUAAGGUGGCAGCGGAGACGGUCAAAACGUUGCGGUACAACAGCGGGCGACCGGUGACAAAGGCCAAGCUUAGGCGGAACACCACGAGGGAGCCUGACAAGACACAGUGGAAAACCCCCAGAAGAGAGGUCACGGACACGAGCCCAAGAGUUCAUGAUAACGAAUCUAUUGGGCUCCAGAUAUCUGACCAUGUGCCUCCACCAUCCAUCUACAACCACCCUCUGUAUAAGGUCAUUAAAGAGGAGCCAGCAGACCCCCUGCCAGUGGCUGGCCCCUUCCCUGAUCCUCCGUCACCAGAUCUGGGCAAACGCCAGAGCAAACCCCCCAUCAAACUGCUGGACCCAGGCUUUCUCUUCAGCUUCUGCCGGCCGGCGGGGGGGCCCAUGGCCGUAGUGAAGAGGGAGGAGGAGACUGUGGAUAUCUGCCUGACACGCUCCGUGUCACAGGUGCGAGAGAAAUUUGGAGCUGAGGAGCCCCCGCACAGGGCACUGAGAGCAAGAGGAGGGUCCCACACCGUGCCUCAGGUGAAGAGGGAGACAGAGGAGAGGAGUGUGAGCCAAAGCAGAGUCCAGAGGGCCAAGUCAAAAUCCCACAGCAGUGCUCUUCAUCUGGCCAAAUCUACAGGGUCAAAGACCGUGCGGACCAUGCCAAAGCAGCAAGGCAAAUGCCUCCCUCUUAGCGGCAAGAGGUGUGUCUUGCUUGAGUCCAUCCGCCGGGCGAGGCUAAAGCAGCUUCGGGGGCCCCGUAGUCAGGCCCCCAAGGCCCCAAAGGGUGCCCAUGCCUGUCCUCAGUGCCACACCUCCUACAGGGACUGUGAUGCUCUCAUCAUGCAUCGCCUCAGGCACAUCGAGGGCAAGCACUGGCCAUGUCCGCUCUGCAGCAAGACGUUCUUUCGACUGAGGAAUGUGCGGAACCACAUCCGCACCCAUGACCAGAAGUUGUACAAAUGCCGCAGCUGUAUCGCCGCCAGCGCCUCCUGAGGGGUGCUCACCGGCCGGCGGGAGACCGAGGGUGAAGCCUGUCAGAGUCUUGAGAUCAGCGAGCAAGAUGGAGAGGGAGGCACGCGGUCGAUCAGCAGCUUGUACAUACAAAGCAUCUGUCACACACAAGCACAACAGUCUGUGGGAAGGCAUAAUUACUCUGAUUCUAAUCAUUGCAGUUGUCAGUGAUUGCUAAUUGUUAUUUAAAUAACCAAACCAAGGUUCCUGUUUGCAUUCUGGUAGCUACAGGGGUUAAACUUGGACGUUACACUCAGGGGGCGGGGAACUGUGAUGCCACGGUGUAAAGUGUCGAAACAUCACAGUUGUGUACAAAAAUGAAAUGCAAAAUGAUUGUGAUGAUAAUUAUUACUACUACUUAUUACUAUCUUAUUUUUCUAUGUAUAGAUGAUUCUCGAGUGCACUUAUAUUAUAGCUUAUGUUGUAAACCUAAGAAACGGUAAUGAAAUUGAAGGUUGGAGUCCACGGUGGGAAUACUUGAAGUGAUGCUGGAGCUGGAGGGAAUACUUGAAGUUGGAGGCCGUCUCAUGAGCGAGACGGCCCUGUGGGUGUUUCAGUGGGUGUCCCCUAGUCUUUGUCCUUUGGUGUUCAGAUUAAGUAUGACUUGGCUAGUCUCUCUCUCCCUCCCUUUGUAUUGAUCUGCUAGUCUCACUUUAGUCCAAGAUUUCGGGGGGAGGGGGGUUGACGGGGUUAAUAUGACGACACCGCUGCAUGUGUGUUUGCAGGUUCAUUGUAAUCCACUGUCUUUUGUAAGGCUGCCGGUUUUAAAGAAAAAAAAAAAAAGGGAAAACUCGUCUGAUUUUGAUGUGAAUUUCGGAGUAGUAAUCAACACAACUGUGUCAUAACAGGCAUUUUAUUGAUCUUUUCUCCCACUUUAAUCCAAGACAAGGCACUUGUCUUCCUUGUUAUAUUUCAUAUUUUCCCUCCUACUGAAUAAAUGCAAUGUGUGCACAUAAAGAGACAUUUUAAUAUGUUUCACAAGUUGAUUUUAGAAAUAACUGAACAUUGUCCCUUGUUAUCUGUAAAAAGAUACUGAAUAAAUUUUUGCCUUUUA